This is a messenger RNA of Sphaerulina musiva SO2202, 1452 nucleotides long. RefSeq lists its product as uncharacterized. Gene Ontology annotation, molecular function: DNA-binding transcription factor activity, RNA polymerase II-specific. The record is from RefSeq and is a predicted model, not a curated record. The transcript has 2 exons. NCBI's taxonomy places the organism in Eukaryota, Fungi, Ascomycota, Dothideomycetes, Mycosphaerellales, Mycosphaerellaceae. Gene Ontology annotation, biological process: positive regulation of transcription by RNA polymerase II. The coding region runs from base 205 to 1002 and encodes 265 amino acids.
UUCUUCAGCAGGCGCCAGCGCUCAGCGGCCUCAACUACAACCAACUCAUCACCAUCACUUCCGCCGUCAACAUCACCACCACCACCACCACCACCGUCUCAUGGUUGCCGGCUAUCUCGCGCACUCCAUCGAUUCAUGAUCCACGACUGCCCCACGCACUCCACCACACAGCAUUUCUUGCAGCACCUACCAAGCCAGAGCACCAUGUCCGACAAGUACCUGAAGAUGGAAGACGUGCACCGCGCCGCCUCGUCGGCCUCACCCACACCAUCGGCGCCUGAACAAACUUGGGCACAGUUCUCAACCACCCAAUCCUCCACACAGGACGCUAUUGUCGUCCACUCCAAGCCUGCCAAGAAAAGGAAGUCAUGGGGACAGGAACUACCAGAACCCAAGACUGCGUUGCCUCCUCGAAAGCGCGCCAAGACCGACGACGAGAAAGAGCAGCGCCGCAUCGAACGAAUCAAGCGCAAUCGCGCUGCCGCUCACAAUUCGAGGGAACGCAAAAGGCAGGAGGCAGAGAAUCUCGCCGUCCAUCUUGCCAGAGCCAACGCUACACUCGACGCCUACAGGCGCCACUUUGGCGAGCUCCCCGCCCACAUACAAAUACCCGAAGUCAGGAUAGAGGUGGACGACUCGGGUAAUGAGCACAUAACAACCUCAACGCCAGCGCCGUCCUUGGUGGAAUCGAGUGGAUCACAACAUGACCCUUCCAGUCCUAUAUCCCCACCAGACGACUUUUCUUUUUCUCACAUCGACAUCAAGACAGAAUCGGAUGAUUCUGUUCCCGAAGCGUACAUCCCCGACGACUUCAUUCCUCUAGCAAUUGGCAACAAAAAAGAAUCCGAAUCCUUCACCCCUGAUCUCACCCCAGCUGCCCGACCAUACGAGUUCGCGCCGCUCGGCCUGACACAACAUUCUGCAGAAAUGUUGUCGUCUGACCCGCAGUGUCGGCCGAGCAACGCGAACCGCAGUAUGCUUUUCCGGGCAGCAGGAUGCUAGAGCAAUCUUACGCUCUCCCUCUGGACAUGGCACAAGACUCCUUUGGUGCCCAUGUGGAUGACCCUUUUGCCUUCGCGCAUGGCGCGACUGAUGCAGCAAUCAGCGACCCACUCUUCGAGGUCGAUGACUAUCUCAACUUUAGCGAAGACACGCAGUAGUGAUUGACGCCCAGAUGUCUGGCGCGGUUUAGUACCGCGACGGGUCAGAGCGCAUCGCUUCAGCAGUCUGUUAUUGAUGUUGAGGAAGCUCGAAGAUCGAGAGGAGCACGGGAUGCUGUGUUGCAAGCUUACAAUUGUGGCAAAGGGCAGGCGUUUGGAGGGAUCAGGGGGCACGCUUGAGAACAUUAGCGAUGAGUGAUGAAGGCUACGAAAGUACUGGCAUUUCGGGACGGACCACUCGGUCAUGUGGCCAUUGUAUUACCACGGGCUUUGACUACUUAUAGGUAGCUUU